Colletotrichum karsti is the source of this 426-nucleotide messenger RNA. RefSeq lists its product as uncharacterized. The transcript has a single exon. NCBI's taxonomy places the organism in Eukaryota, Fungi, Ascomycota, Sordariomycetes, Glomerellales, Glomerellaceae. The coding region runs from base 1 to 426 and encodes 141 amino acids. The record is from RefSeq and is a predicted model, not a curated record.
AUGGCAACAGCAGAGACAAGCACAUCUCCAUUACCCGAGGCUUCUCAGAUUUCAACAGAAGAACGAGAGAGGGGAUAUUCAUCAGGCUUGAUACCGGCAGAAUACAGCAAUCUUGAGCUGGCCGAUACAAUCAAGGACAGCAAGUCAGCCCAGCCCGAAGUCGCCAGCGGUCCUGGUGAUGCCUGGCAUAACAAGUCCGAUGACAGACAACAUCCAGACGCAACACCGCCACAGCCCGACGGGGACAGGUCCUCACCUACCGACGCGAAGGAAAAGGACGGGAAACGAAUAUGUGGUAUCAGACCAGCGACCUUCUGGGUCGGGAUUGUGCUCCUGAUUUUCUUCCUCGGCACAAUCAGUGCGUCAGCUGCCGCGGGCCUGACGGCGAAGUCCUUGGGUCAGAUGGAACAGAAAUAUGAGGCGUAA